CUGGAAAAUGUACAGCAAAAGAAAAUCUUUAAAGAGAAUAAGGAAAGGACACAACAGAGAAAAGAGCCAUGUCCUGCUGAUUCGGUAGAAUCUCUGAUGGCAGAAAUGCCGUUUGUCGACACAGAUAUUGAAGAUGAAUUUGUUAUGCAUGCAACCUCUGAAAUAAAUAUAAAAAAGAAAAGGAAGAGGACUACUGGAAGGGAAAUUGAAGAAGGCAGCGAGAGAAAGAAGAAAAAGAAAAAACAGUAUCAGCCGAAUUAUUUUGUUUCUCUUCCAAUUACUAAUCCAGAGAUUACUGGCAAUAUUCAGGCUGUCCAAGAUGCAGUAACACAAAAGGAUCAAAGGCUUUCCAAAGCGAUGGUUCACGCUGGCUCAUUGCAUGUCACCAUGUUAGUGAUGCAUUUAUCCAACAAAGAAGAAAUUAGCAUAGCAGUUGGUGCUCUUUCAGACAGCAAGGAUUUUGUAGAAGAUCUCCUGAAAGGAAAAACUGUGGAUUUGUCUUUUCAAGGAAUUGAUCACUUCAAAAAUGAAGUCGGAUUUGUGAAGUUGGCAGAAAAUGAUCAUACAGCUAUACUUACGAAAAUAGCAGAGACUAUGAAGAAGAUAUUUCAAGAAAAGGGCAUCUUGGCAGGAGAUGAAAGAGCUUUUAAACCACAUCUGACCUUCAUGAAGUUGUCAAAAUCAGCACAGCUACGUAAGCAGGUGAAAAGAAUUGACUCAAGCCUAUAUGAAGAUUUUAAAAGCCAUUAUUUUGGAGAUGAAAUCCUGCACCGCCUAGAUCUUUGCUCCAUGUUGAAAAAAAAGCAACCGAAUGGUUACUACUACUGUGAGUCCUCUAUUGUUUUUGGAAAGAGCCAUGAAGCAGACUUAGUAAAGGAAGCUUUGCGCAGAGAAACGCAGGCCCUGUUAUCCAGACUGAAUCAGAUAAAGGAGCUGUUAUCCAGUUCUGAUAUCCGCAUGAAAAUUAGCAGAGAACUGUUUGAAGACAGGCACAACUCUGACAGUAAACGGAAAAGUUGUAUUGACUCUGGAUCUCCAAAUGCAUGAUUGUAAAUUGCCAUGAUGUAAAACCUCAUCAGGUUGUUUAAAGACAAAAAAAUAUUUCUUCAAGAAAUUUUCCUUUCUGUUUCUUUUCUACUGAAAAUAUGAAUGGGUGUAAAUGGCUCAUGAGGAAUAAUGCUGAAAUCCUUGCACAGAAGGAGUAUAUUUCAUAAUGAUGAAGUACAGCCACUCCUCAGCACUGCUUUGAAACGUGCUUGAAUGUGCAGGUGGAUGUCAUGUCUCCAAAGUGGAAAAAUACUGGUUUCAAAUAAAUCUGAGGAAACACUGUGCCCUUCCUUUUUCAUUGCAAAUAAUUCAGAUUUUUCUCAUAGUUCCUUUCUGUCGCAAUGAUAUACAAAUACUAAAAAAUGGAUGCUUUUAAAUACUUUAAAAUGUAUAUUUGGAAAAACCUCUUUUAAUUAUCUGCCUUUUGGAUAUGUACUGGCAUUUUUGGUUAGCACUGUCUGGUUUUUAUUUUUAUUUUUUUUUAAACAGCACUUGAAUACUUGUAUAGAUGCUGACGUGUUGUUUCUGCUGAUGUUUACACUGAUGCGAGAAUGUUUUAAGUUUCAGAAUGAAAUUCAGGCUCCACUGAUCUCAAUGGCAGACUCUCAUUGGCUUUAAUGGAGUCAGGAUGCUGCAAUUAAGAUCUCUCAUGAAAAUAAUAAUAUUCCUUGGGAUAAUAUUUGCCUUUUUACUUUUGUAGAACAGUGGUUUUGUCUUUUGUUUUUGAUGUUUCCUCCAUCUCUACCUCCUGCUGCCUGAGGUGGGGUAUCAGUUUGCUCUCAUUGUUCCCUCCACACACAUGCAAGACUCACUGAAGCUUUGGAUGUGCAACAAUGCAGGAGUAGGUCCAAUAUUUGCAUUUUUAUAAACAUUGUUUAAAAUUGCCUCUGAUCAUAAAUACUAUAUGAUACGUUGUGAUUGGUAUCGGAACUGUGCUAUUGGAACAGCUGUGUGCAUGUUCUUCAUUGGUCUCAAGCACUGGUCAUUUAUCUCAUGCGUCAUAGCUUUUUUUUUUUCUCAUUUGAUAUAUAACAGUAUAUUCUGAAAUACGUCUCAUGCAUCUCCAAGCCAUGUUCACAAUAAAGUAUUUUUUCCUUUGCACUC
This is a messenger RNA of Pygoscelis adeliae (Adelie penguin), 2151 nucleotides long. It is a transcript of the gene AKAP7, whose product is annotated as A kinase (PRKA) anchor protein 7. Gene Ontology annotation, cellular component: cytosol. NCBI's taxonomy places the organism in Eukaryota, Metazoa, Chordata, Aves, Sphenisciformes, Spheniscidae. The transcript has 7 exons. The coding region runs from base 97 to 1047 and encodes 316 amino acids. The record is from RefSeq and is a predicted model, not a curated record. Gene Ontology annotation, molecular function: protein kinase A regulatory subunit binding.